Molecule: messenger RNA, 1571 nt
Organism: Tripterygium wilfordii
Lineage: Eukaryota; Viridiplantae; Streptophyta; Magnoliopsida; Celastrales; Celastraceae
Product: 2-hydroxyisoflavanone dehydratase-like
Exons: 1
Coding region: 376-1407 (343 amino acids)
Molecular function (GO): hydrolase activity
Source: RefSeq, a predicted model, not a curated record
UUUCUUUUUCCCCCUUAAAUAUCAUUAAUAAAAAUUAAUGUGAGUGCACUUCAUAGGCCUAUACGUUGCCCAAAGAUGCAGCCUAGAUAUUGUUGGGUAUCCUUUGAAUGUGGGGGCCCCACAAAAGAACAUACAGUAUCUAGAUUCAAAGAUACUGUCCCCAAAUGAGCUCGUCAGUGGUCACAUGAAGCUCCAAGGAUUUGUUGGUUUCCAUCUGCAAAAACUCAAAGACCAGCUAAUCCCAGUCGAAUAAACUCACCCUGACUCACAGUUUAUUUAAGAAGUAGCUCUUCAAUUGCAAUUCGCAUCAGCUGUUUCCCUCUCUACUUCGUCAGUUUCCCAGUAACCAAAACAGAUUGUUUCCUUCUUUUUGAAAUGGCAUCCCCAGCCAAAGAAAUAGCCAGAGAGCUCCUUCCCUUAGUUCGCGUCUACACGGACGGCUCAGUCGAACGCUUCGAGGGCUCGCUCUAUGUGCCACCAUCACCGAACCCAGAUCCACAAACUGGUGUGUCAUCAAAGGACAUAACCAUCUCCCAAAACCCCAAAAUCUCUGCUCGUCUCUUCCUCCCAAAAAUCGAACAGCAAGACCAAAAACUCCCUAUAUUGGUCUAUUUCCAUGGCAGUGGAUUUUGCGUUGCAUCUGCCUUUCAACCCGCUUACGAUCGUUACUUGAAUCUUCAGGUCUCUCAGGCCAAAGUGGUUGCGGUCUCUGUUGAGUAUAGGCUGGCUCCAGAGCACCCUCUCCCCGCAGCAUACGAGGACAGCUGGGCGGCUCUCAAUUGGGUCGCAUCUCACUCAACAACCCAAAAUGAUCCCGAUAAGGAUCCAUGGCUGUUGAAUCAUGGAGACUUUGACAGGCUUUACAUAGGAGGUGAUAGUACUGGAGGUAAUAUAGUUCAUAACAUGGCGAUGAGAGCAGGAUCUGAGAAUCUGCAAGAAAAUGUGAAAAUCUUGGGUGCUUUUGUUUCUCAUGCUUUUUUUUGGGGCUCAAAACCAAUUGGGUCUGAAAAUGAUCCGAAUAAGCCGAAGCAUUAUGUGGGUUCGGAUUCAAAAUCAUUUGCUUCAGAUCCUAGUUUGGGUCACGAGAAGUCCUUCCCAUCUUUGGUUUGGAGCUUUGUGUACCCAUCUGCGCCUGGAGGCCUUGAUAAUCCGAUGCUCAAUCCGGAAGGUCCUGGAGCGCCGAGCUUGGCAGGGCUUGGGUGUUCGAGGUUGUUGAUUGUUGUGGCGGGGGAAGAUGAACUGAGAGACAGAAGCGUUCGUUACCAUGAAUUGGUGAAAGAGAGUGGUUGGAAAGGUGAAUUGGAGUUCCAUGAAGACGAGGGAGAAAUUCAUGGUUUUUACAUUAUAAAUCCAGAUAAUGGGAAAGUUAACAACCUGAUCAAACGCUUCGCUGAUUUUCUCAAGUGAUUAGUGUUCGCGGACUUUUUAGUUGGAUUUCGUUCUUAAGGUGCGGUUACGCCACUGAUAUUGGAUUGAAAUUCCGUUAAUGGACCACCAUCAGGGAUGGCAUGAGAAUGGCACUAUUAAUAAAUGUGUUUUUUUCUUUAAUUAAAAAUUUAUUAUGCCUAAAA